This is a messenger RNA of Thamnophis sirtalis, 564 nucleotides long. The record is from RefSeq and is a predicted model, not a curated record. NCBI's taxonomy places the organism in Eukaryota, Metazoa, Chordata, Lepidosauria, Squamata, Natricidae.
AUGGUCAUGGGACUGCAAGGAUGCUGUGGCCAGUUUGUUUUCUCACUGCUGUUCUUGGCUGCCUUGGGAAGCUGUGCAGAUGACAGAAGCCCCCUAGAAGAAUGCUUCCGAGAACCUGAUUAUGAAGAAUUUCUAGAGAUCGCCAAAAAUGGUCUGAAACCGACAUCAAAUCCAAAACAUGUUGUGGUUGUAGGUGCAGGGAUGGCCGGACUUAGUGCAGCCUACGUACUUGCAGGGGCAGGACAUAAGGUGACAGUUCUUGAAGCUAGUGAACGUGCAGGAGGACGAGUGACCACGUAUCGAAAUGAAAUAGAAGGCUGGUAUGCCAAUCUGGGACCCAUGCGUAUCCCUGAGGGACACAGGAUUAUCCGUGAAUAUAUCAGAAAGUUUGGUCUCAAAUUGAACGAAUUUUUUCAGGAAAAUGACAAUGCCUGGUAUUUUAUUAAAAAUAUCAGGAAGAGAGUAUGGGAAGUCAAGGAAGACCCCAGCGUCUUGAAAUAUCCCGUGGAUCCCUCAGAAGAAGGCAAAUCUGCUUCACAGCUAUAUCGAGAAUCCCUCAAAAAG